GCUAUUCCGGCUGUUUGUCCUGCAGGACUUUUGACAUCAUAUUAUGGAGCAAUGAAUUUUAUAACAAAUGCGAGGGCUAUGCUGCAAGAAGGGUACGACAAAUUCAAGUCUCGUACAUUCAAAGUCCCACAGAUGAGGCGAUGGCUCGUCAUCGUUAACACUCCGGAACUUAUUGAUGAGGUGAGCAGAGCUCCCGAAGACAGACUGUCAUUUGUGGAAGGAACCAGAGAAGUAAGCAGUUUA
Messenger RNA from Fomitiporia mediterranea MF3/22, 243 nucleotides. RefSeq lists its product as uncharacterized. The record is from RefSeq and is a predicted model, not a curated record. Lineage: Eukaryota; Fungi; Basidiomycota; Agaricomycetes; Hymenochaetales; Hymenochaetaceae. The annotation marks the transcript as partial. The transcript has 2 exons.